CACUCACUCUCUCUCUCUCUCCCCCACUCCCAUAAAUGCAAUGACACUUGCAUUCUAUGUGUGCAUGCGUGUUUGUCGGGUAGAGAGAGAGUCGAAAUAGAAAGUGAGGGAGCUGGGGGGGAGAGAGGGAGAGAUAGAAAAGGAGGGGGAGUGUGUGUGUGUUUAAGGUAGCUACUCGUAGAUAAGAAGGAAUAAGAUAAUUGAAGUUGCCGCCAUAUGCUAAGGAUUUUUUGUGAAUGCCUUGCUGAGGAGACACGCUCGUAUUUUUCCCACGGUGGAUCCUAAAAUGGGAAGCUCACAUUUGCUGAACAAAGGCUUGUCUUUAGGCAUCAGGCCUCCCAUAAUGAAUGGGCCCAUGCACCCCCGUCCUCUGGUGGCACUGCUGGAUGGGCGGGACUGCACAGUGGAGAUGCCCAUCUUGAAGGACGUGGCCACCGUGGCCUUCUGUGAUGCCCAGUCCACGCAGGAGAUUCAUGAGAAGGUAUUAAAUGAAGCAGUGGGUGCUCUCAUGUACCACACCAUCACCCUGAUGAGGGAAGACUUGGAAAAGUUCAAAGCACUUCGUAUAAUUGUCCGCAUUGGGAGCGGUUUUGAUAAUAUAGACAUAAAGUCUGCUGGCGACUUGGGUAUAGCCGUCUGUAACAUGCCAGCAGCUUCAGUGGAGGAGACCGCAGACUCCACCAUGUGCCACAUCCUCAACCUGUACCGACGCACCACCUGGUUACACCAGGCUCUCCGGGAGGGCACUCGCGUCCAGAGUGUGGAGCAAAUCCGUGAAGUCGCAUCUGGGGCAGCCCGAAUCAGAGGAGAGACACUGGGGAUCAUUGGUCUAGGGCGUGUUGGACAGGCGGUGGCUCUGAGAGCCAAAGCGUUCGGCUUUAACGUGAUCUUCUACGAUCCAUACCUGUCUGACGGGAUGGAGAGAGCCCUGGGGCUGCAGAGAGUCAACACCUUACAGGACCUGCUCUUCCACAGUGACUGCGUCACCCUGCACUGCAGUCUGAAUGAGCACAACCACCAUCUCAUCAAUGACUUCACCAUCAAACAGAUGCGUCAAGGCGCAUUUUUAGUGAACACUGCGCGUGGAGGUCUGGUGGAUGAGAAAGCUCUGGCCCAGGCUCUAAAAGAGGGAAGAAUACGGGGAGCAGCACUGGACGUCCAUGAGACAGAGCCCUUCAGUUUCAGCCAGGGUCCUCUUAAAGAUGCCCCCAACCUGAUCUGCACCCCCCACGCCGCCUGGUACAGCGAGCAGGCCUCCAUUGAGAUGAGGGAGGAGGCGGCACGGGAGAUCCGUCGAGCUAUUACCGGUCGCAUUCCAGACAGUCUGAAGAACUGUGUGAAUAAAGAGUUCCUCACACAGACCACACACUGGGCCGGCAUGGACCCUUCCGUCGUUCAUCCAGAACUCAAUGGAGCCUAUAGAUACCCCCCAGGUGUAGUAAGCCUUGCCUCAGGGGGUCUCCCUCCGCCCGUGGAGGGCAACAUGCCAAGUACCGUGCCCAUAACCCACAGCCUGCCCACUGUAGCCCACCCUCCACACGCCCCUUCGCCCGGUCAAACCGGCAAACCCGAACCCGAUAGAGAGCAGCAUCCCAAUGAACAGUUGUAGCCCUGCUCUUCAAAGUCUUUCCGUACCACUAUCGAACUCUCCUGGUCCUUCUUUACCCCAAAGAAGAGGAGUGGAAACAGGCUCCCAGGCUUAGAACCAGCCACUAAAAACACAACCGCGACUCUGAAGUAGCCAACUCUUUGACUGAAGGUGGUGGACUGUGCUGUUUGAAGUAUCUAGCAUGGGGGAAAAAAAAGAAAAGAACAUCUUGUGGAUUUAAAACAAAGUAAACUUCUCCCCAAGUCAAAAUCCUGCUGUUUUAGAUUGUAGUCUGUCCAAGUGCAGUGGGCGAUCUUUUAUCUGUUAUUUUGUUUGUCUAAUGGGUUUCAUUGUUAAAACAACAGUAGCUAUUACAUGAAUGUAACCUGUUUGUGUACAGUUUUUAGAACAUGAUCAGUGGUUUUUAGAAAAGAAAAAACUGAAACAGCAUUAAAGGGAUAGUUCACCCAAAAAUAAAUAUUCUGCCAUUAUACAGUAUGCAUACCCUUGUGUUGUUCCAAACCUGUUUGACUUACUUUCUUCCAUGCAACACAAAAGGAAAUCCUAUGGGAAAGAACAGCAUCAACAUUUUUCAAAAUGUUUCAUGUUCCAUGGGGAAAAACUGUAAUACGGGGUUGGACGACAUCAGGAUGAUUUAUGGAUUAUUUUUGGGUGAACUAACCCUUUAAGGGAGGUGUCGUACCACCUAAUAAUAUAUACAACAAAAAGUAUAUUAGUUUCACUUGUUUGAUUUUAAAAGCCUCGAAAGAGGCUGGAUUUGCACACCCUCUCAGGAAAAUUUAUUUCCCCCCCUCCCUUCCUUUUAAAUUAAGCCACUUAGUGCAUUGUUUUUUGUACCCAUUCAUCUUUUUGUAGUCAAAACUCAGUACAGUAUGUUUGUUUUUUUGUUUUUUGGGAGCAUGUAUUACCUUAUGUGUUAAAGGUUAAAAAGAAAAUGGCAAAAUGUUCAGUUUUUGGACAAAAAGUAAAAAAAAAAAAAAAAUUGUCUUGUGCAAAGCUGGCGUAAUGCUUGCCUGUUUGUGUGUGUGACUUGAUUGUACCGUGUUUUUUUCAAGGAUGCCGGGAUAGUUGCAGCUCUCCAUCGCCUACAUAGUUUCCUUCCUGGUAAAGUGGUAGGCUAGCAAUAUACAUACUAUAUAUACUAUGAGAUAUUAAUAUUUUUUGUUAAACAGAAUCCAAAAAGAAAUGUUUGUGACUGUAUGCAUUUGUAUGAAUUAUUUUAAAUGAAAUAAAAGUCCAAGUUAAAUGAAAA
This is a messenger RNA of Myxocyprinus asiaticus (Chinese sucker), 2861 nucleotides long. Its product is annotated as C-terminal-binding protein 1-like. Gene Ontology annotation, molecular function: NAD binding; oxidoreductase activity, acting on the CH-OH group of donors, NAD or NADP as acceptor; transcription corepressor activity. The record is from RefSeq and is a predicted model, not a curated record. Bases 287 to 1609 code for a protein of 440 amino acids. The transcript has 9 exons. NCBI's taxonomy places the organism in Eukaryota, Metazoa, Chordata, Actinopteri, Cypriniformes, Catostomidae.